AUGGCGUUGAAUACGAGUGCAGGUGUCGCAGGAAUAACAGCUAGAUGGGGGGAUAUGGUUUUAGAAGAGGAAGAGGCCCUUGCUUUCGAACCAGUGGAGGGGUGGAGUAUAUGCGUCGUGAGGUCAUGGCGUCUGUCUGCAACCGGUAAAGGGGUUCAGAUAACUGAGGUCCAACUGAAUCUCUUCAUGUUUAUUUUCUAUCACAAAACGGACAUGGAGUACGUUCUGGAGGAGGGGCCAUGGUCUUUUGAGGGUAAAACGCUUGUGUGUAGACAGCUUGCCGAGGGGGUUCUACCGGCCGAUGUUGUCCUUGAUUCCGUUGACCUAUGGGUUCAAGUGCAUGAUCUUCCUCUCGGUUACAGUCUGAGCCAAUAUUGGAACAAAUUGGAAAUUUUAUUGGCUCGUUCAUUAAGUUGGACGAUAGAUUCAUUGGCACUCCGUGGAAAGCUUUCUACCGUAUCUGAGUCUCUAUAUCGAGCACAACCAUUGAAGAGAAGAAUGAAGCUCCUUAAACGUGACAAAACAACUUGUUGGGUAAAUUUCAAGUACGAGAGGCUCCAUACCUUUUGUUUCUUCUGUGGUUUGUUACACUACUGA
Molecule: messenger RNA, 597 nt
Organism: Ipomoea nil (Japanese morning glory)
Lineage: Eukaryota; Viridiplantae; Streptophyta; Magnoliopsida; Solanales; Convolvulaceae
Exons: 2
Coding region: 1-597 (198 amino acids)
Source: RefSeq, a predicted model, not a curated record